Trypanosoma cruzi is the source of this 390-nucleotide messenger RNA. RefSeq lists its product as uncharacterized. Bases 1 to 390 code for a protein of 129 amino acids. The transcript has a single exon. NCBI's taxonomy places the organism in Eukaryota, Euglenozoa, Kinetoplastea, Trypanosomatida, Trypanosomatidae. The record is from RefSeq and is a predicted model, not a curated record.
AUGUUGAGACAAACGCCGUUUCGAUUUGUGAAGGAGUUGGUUUAUUUUGAGGUUUGGGAGCACUUUAAACGGUUUGGCGACGCGAGGGGUACCGACAGCGCAACGUGCCGGGUUCUGUGCGCAGAUGACGUCGCGGAGCGGCUCAACGGGCGGGUGAAGAUGCGAUAUCUGUUGGAGCAGUUUCUUGUGAAGAACACAUCUACUGGAGGGGCACGUGGUGAGCAGCAGCGCUGGUGGACAGGGGACUUCUCUCGCAGCGUGAAUAGUGACCGCCGUGUUGUGGCGGAGAUGUUGUUGGAGGACGGAUGGGUGUUGGUGCAGAUUAACAACGCCGUCUCCGAGCGUGAGUGGCUUAUCACGACCAUGACAUUUCUUCGGGAGCGGAGUUGA